Molecule: messenger RNA, 2885 nt
Organism: Xenia sp. Carnegie-2017
Lineage: Eukaryota; Metazoa; Cnidaria; Anthozoa; Malacalcyonacea; Xeniidae
Product: ankyrin and armadillo repeat-containing protein-like
Molecular function (GO): protein binding
Source: RefSeq, a predicted model, not a curated record
UCAACUUUAGCUGGAUAAUAACACUCAGCUAAAUAGUAAUUUAGUAAAUACUUGGAGAGUGAUGAAAAUUAAUGAUAACAUAUCACGCAAUGCAACACCAAAGACGCUUGUCAAUCGUCAUUGAAAUUUCUAACCAACGACUGUCGUCCAAAAAUGACAGACAAAUAUUCCAAACGGAUGACUUUCUUGGGGCAAUUUGUAUUAAUUAAUAACCAAUUAGUAAUAUCCAGAACUGAUGUCCAGAUUUAUUCGCUAUUUCCUGACGUUGCUAUGAGAACAUAUUGUGUUUUAAUAUGAACGCAUCAACGUUGUGUUAGUACUAUUUUCUCUUUCAUCACCGAAGUGUUUGUUGCCAAAGUCUUGGCGCGAGUAUAUAUUUUUAAGACGCGUUAAACAUGUCCAUGGUAUGUAAAAUGUUGGUGCUUAUUAUUGAGAAAACUGGAACAUCAGUUUCAUAAUUGCAACAUGAACGACGACUUUGACGCUCAUGGUUGGUCGCACAUUCACCAUGCCGCUUUCAAUGGAUAUGUGAAAAGUAUUUCCCGUUUUGUGCGCUCAAAUAAAGAACAGCUGGAACUAUUAACCAGAGAUGGUAAAAAAAAUUCGCCGCUUCUAGCUUGUAGUAAUGGUCAAUUGGAAACGGUUUGUUUACUUAUUGAACUAGGUGCAAAUAUGGUUAGCGUCAAUGCUGAUGGUUUAGGAUUAGUAGAACUUUGUGCAAUUGGUGGACAUUUGCAUGUAAUGGAAUACUUCUUGCAACUCAAUUCACCUAAGGUCAAAGUGUUUCAUUCUUUAAUUCGUGCACUUGAGAAUUCCAAAAAAAUACAAUUACAAUUAGUCGCCUUGAAGUCCUUGUGCAGUCUCAUAACUCCAGAGCGUUUGAACAUAGCCUUAAAUGUUGAAGUUUUAGAUGGCGUACUUAAAGUACUUGGCUCAGUCUCAUGUAAUGAAGAUGUCCUCUUGAAUUGUUUGAUAUUUCUUGAAAAUUUUAUAACUGCCAACAAUCAUGUGGCUCCCCAGGGCAUGCGAUCUGAUGCUUUCCUCAACAUAUUGAUCAAACACCUUCGAUCUGAAAGUAGAGAUGUUUAUUCAAAAGUAGUGAGACUUCUUUUUCAAUUAGCAACAAAUGAUGCAAAGUCUGCGGCAUAUAUUUCAGAAAAGGGCAUGGCUGCAUUGAUAAAUAUUCUGGACAAGAAAGCAACAGAUAAUUCUGUUAUACUUGAUGUUUUCAAGGCAUUGUGUUUAUUUUGCCAAUUAUGGCCAAAGACACAAGACCAGUUUGCAAUAUUUGCUGGGUUUUCGAUACUGGUAAGGUUGAUGAGAGAAAAUAAGAAAAGAAAGGUUCUUACAUCGAUUGCAAGAUUAGUGGCAUUAUUGGUAGAACAAAAUGAACACAACCAGAACUUGUUUAUCAAUGAAGAUGGUAUUCCCACACUGCUUCAAGUGCUUGAAGUUUCGUCUCUUGAACUUCAAAUGGCCAUAGUUUCUGCAAUCAAAUCUUUGGCAAACAAUGCUAGCAUCCUUACUCGGGAGUUGUUGCAAAACAAAGGUUGCACCAAAGUGUUAAUUAAGAUAUUGAGAGAGGGUCCACGCCAAGAUGAUGUGCGUCGUCUUGUUGCUGAAGCCUUAUGGGAUAUUGCAGGAUCUGAAUCAGCUCGUCGGUACACUAUAGCCAAACAAAUAGGCUUAAAUAUCUUAAUAGAAUUUCUAAAAACAACAAAUGCAUCAUUGAAUCUUAUUGCUUCAGAGGCGUUAGUUGUGUUGGCAGAAGAUAUCAACAGUAAACAGGAUGAAAUAGUUUCUUCAUCUGCUGCCCAAUUUGCAGUUCGUCUUCUGUGCAAGGAUUCAACUCCUGAGACAACAGUCUUGUGUAUUUUCCGAGCAAUACGUGCACUUUGCAUAAAGAAAGGAUUUAGACCUCACACAAGUGGCCAAACAUCAAUAGCCUCAGAUGGUAGCAUCAAAUUUCUUGUGAGGUUCCUCAUUGACUCAAGUAGAGCAGUUAUGCAAGCAGAAGCUGCAUAUACAUUAGCAUGUGUUGCACUUGGUAACCAUGAAAUAAAUGCGAUGAUUGUCCAUAUGUUUGAAUUCUCAAGAUUGAUAUCUUUAAUGUUGUAUAAAGAUAUGAAUGUAAGGUUGACGACUGCCUAUGCUUUGGCCUUGUUUGUUAACAACACUCAUAACCAGAAACGCAUCAUAUCGUCGGGCAAUCUUUGCUUUGCCAUGUUUAAACCAUUUUUACACUCACACGACAAGAAAAUUCAGGCUAAAACAGCUUUUCAAGUUGUGGUUCUCCGGAUUUUUCCUGAUGAAGACCAAGCAAACACUUCUGCAACUGGCAUCGAUAUGUUGGUCAGGCUUCUUCAGCAAGAUGAUGAAUCACUUCAAGCAUCCUGUUGCAAUUUCAUUGCUGGUUUAUCACACACAAGACCAGGCAUCCCUGCAGCAUUUGUUUCCAUUGGUGCUGUGCAAAUAUUAUCUAAACUGCUAACCUCAAUAUCAGAGAUGGUAAGAUGCUAUUCAGCCAUUGCUUUGGGAUAUUUGAGCAUGGACAAAGACGGACAAACACAGCUGUUAAAUAUCUGUCGAAACAACCCAUUGCUUUACAACAUUUUGUGCUCUUAUGCAAAGAAGAUUAAGCUGUCCCAGCAGUUCAUGGAAAGAUGGAAACAUUACCAAAGAUUGUCUUCUCUCCCAGCAAUUAAGCCGUCAGCAUUUCUUGUGAAUCAGGACAUGGAUGAAACUUUCACCAUCGAGAGUUAUGUUAAUGAGGCUCUUUAUGAAGAAAGUGAGGAGAGCAUGUCAAAUGUAUCAGUAAAACUAUCAUUCCCAAUAUAAUUAUAAAAGAAAUUUCAGCAUUUCACAUAAUUACAUAGUAGCAACUA